Tetrahymena thermophila SB210 is the source of this 2031-nucleotide messenger RNA. Its product is annotated as transmembrane protein, putative. The transcript is spliced from 5 exons. The record is from RefSeq and is a predicted model, not a curated record. Lineage: Eukaryota; Ciliophora; Oligohymenophorea; Hymenostomatida; Tetrahymenidae.
AUGGUAGGAGUAAUUUUAUAUGCUGACCUUAUAAUGAAUUAUCCUUUUAGAAACUCUUUGAUCUCCAAGCUUUACAUAAUUGGAUGCAACUACUUUUAUGUCUCUGUCACAGUUAUUUGUGUUUGGAACUACGAUUAUACUAUUUACGAUAGCGAUCUCUUUUAUUUUAUGGCUUUCUUGAUGAUGUUACUGUCUUAUUUUCUUUACAACAUCCAAAAUUAUUAGCUUGAAAAUAUUCUUCACCUUACUCAUGAAAACUUUGAAAUGCUGUACAUGCAUUUAGAUUUUUACUUGGAGGAACUUGUAAGAUUUGGAAUCGAUCAAUAUAAAAAUGAAUUCAAUAGGUUUAAGUUAUUUUAAUUGUUAGGAUACCAUAAAUAGAAAUGCAUAUUUUUGGAUUGUUACUGCAAACGAACUAAUUUCAAAGAUCAUAAGGACAAUCUCAACUAUUAAGACUUGCUCAUUCUAGUGGAUGAUUUAUUUUUACAAUUCUUGAAUAGUAAAAUAAUAUCUAAAAAUGAUUAUGAAAGGGAACAUCUAUAUUUAAAAUAUAUUUCUUUCAUUACAAAUUAUAGAAACAAUCCUAUCAGAGCAUAUUAUGUUUUGAAAAGCUAUUUAGCUAAAUAUAAGAAAUCUUCAUUUUAUUUUGCAACAAUUAGCAAAGUUUUAUCAGCAAAAAUAGAAAAAUAAAUUGAAGAAAAGUAGCACCUUUUUUAUUAAAUAUCUAAGAUAAAUGAAGCUUAAGCUAAUAGCAAAAUUAAAGAAACGGUUAAAACCAAGGAAGUUGAAUAAACAUUAAGUUUAAAAUAAAAUUUAUUACCUCUUUUUAUCAGUUUUGUGAAAAGCAAAAUUGAUUAUUGGUAGAGAGUUAUAAACGGUUUUGAUAAUAUAGAUUAGUUUUCGAAGUAGACAAUGCUUUUUUCAAAAAAAAGCUUUAUAAUUCAAUAAAAUUUUAACGAGUUAUUUUCAAAUGAAAAUAAAUUGAUUUCUUUGGAUGAGAAUGCGAUUGUAGCCAAGCUAAUCUCAAUUUAUAAAUGCAUUGUAAUGAACUAGCUUAGUUAAUCCUAUAAAUAUGAAACUCUGUUUAUAAGCUUAAAGAAAAACGAUUUCUCUAAACCCUAUUUCACUAUAAAUUAAUAUAAUUUAGCAGAUUAAAAUGUUUAGCAUUUUGUAAUAAGCAUCUCUAAAGAAAGAGGCAAGAUAUUGAGUAAAAAAACUUAAGAGUAGGCUAACCUUUUUGGAUAUUACCUUAAAGAUUUUGAAUAAAUUUAGUUUAUAGACCAACUCAUCCCCCCUUUUAUAUCAGUGUGUCAUAAUUAACUCAUUGAAAAUAUGAUAUAGAGAGGCGCCACACUCUAUCUCUAAAGGAGCAAAUAAACGUUUGCCAAAAGCUGUUAAGGAUUUAUAUUUCCAAUUAAUAUAUAUUUAGACCACUUCCACUAGUACGAUGAUGAUUUCUGUAUGUUUGGUGUAGUUUUAAAACUAAAAUCUAGCAAGUAAUAUAUAAUAUUUGACUAAUAAGGAAAGAUAAAAGGGUUUUCAAAAAAAAUAUUUCAUUAAAUAUUCAAGUAAAGAAACGAUAUAAAAAACAAAUUAAUCAAGCAGGAAUAAGAUUGUGAAGUGAUUACUUUAUCAUAGGCCAUGCUAAAUUUAAAUUUGUUUGUACUAAUGCCAAAAUUAGCUUAAAAUGUUGAAAAUUUAUUUUAAUCUUGUGAAGAUUUAGAAUAGGAGAAUAAGUAAAAUAUUAUUAAUUCAAUCAAAUCAAAUCCACUAACAAAAUAUAUAUAAAAUGUUACAAGUAAUUCAGAAGAAUACAUUGAAAACAUAGUCUUUCCUAGAAAGGCUUAAGAGCUUUCUUAAAACCUUGAAAAAUUCUUAGCUACUACCAUCAAAGGGGGUGCAUUGAAAAAAUCUCAAAAAAUUACUAACGAAAGCGUCUAGUCUGAGCACAUUGGAUUUACAAGCUAUGAAUAGUUUUAUCAAAAUAACAUAAAAGGACAUAAAUAGAUAAAAAUUUAUUAUAAUUUAUGA